Molecule: messenger RNA, 1271 nt
Organism: Tribolium castaneum (red flour beetle)
Lineage: Eukaryota; Metazoa; Arthropoda; Insecta; Coleoptera; Tenebrionidae
Product: probable RNA-binding protein 46
Exons: 5
Coding region: 106-1104 (332 amino acids)
Cellular component (GO): nucleus
Molecular function (GO): mRNA binding
Source: RefSeq, a predicted model, not a curated record
CUUCUGUUUUCUUCUUGCACCACCACACUCCUCAACCAAUCAUCAGUAACGUACUUCUUUUAUUCGUGAUCUGUGUGUGAUAACGAGUGCAUCGUGCAGUUAAAAAUGUUCCCAAAAAGCCCCGAAAACUAUAUAAUUCGUGAAAAAUACCAAAAAAUCUACUUAUUAAGCCCCGGGUCGUUAACACCUCCUCCUGGAAGUGAAGUAUUUGUCGGCAAUAUACCAAGUGUGAUAUCAGACGAUGAGCUCAUCUUCAUCUUCUCCGAAGCGGGUCGCGUUUACAGAUUCCAGCGAAUGAUAGACGACAAUGGCAAUAACAAACCAUUUGCAUUUAUCAGUUAUCACAACGAUGAAGACGCGAACAAAGCUGUUUUGUUCUUCCACAAAUUUUCAAUACGAAAGCACAGGAAAUUAAAUGUUCACCUGUCGGUGAAUAACUGCCGACUGUACUUUGGAAACAUUCCGAGAGAAAUGACCAAGGAAGACGUCAUGCUUAACCUGUUAAAUUUUAUCGAAAAAAUUGUUAAAGUCCUAGUCCUACCAUCAAGAUGUAAUACGGCAUUGAAUCGUGGUUAUGCUUUUGUGGACUUUGUAUCGCAUACAUUGGCUGCCUUCGCCAAAAGGCAACUAGAAUUGGGGCUUUUCUGGGGUGGGAGGCACAUUACAGUGGAGUGGGCUUACCGUGAGCCUUUGGUGCCCCCUUUCAUUUUUCUACAAAUAAAAUGCCUCAUUUUCAAGAAUAUCCCCAUCGAUUGUUCGCGGUGCGUUUUCAGGAAAUUUCUCAGCCUGUUUGUCCACAUCACCACCGUCCGAAGGAUUUACAAAAAAGAUAGUCAUGCUUUCGUCCACUUCCAAUCAUGGGAAGCGGCCGAAAUAGCUAUCAAAACAUUACGCUCACAUAUUUUGAGGAUUUACGAUAGGGAAAUUAGAGUGGAAUGGGCCAGACCGCCAAACUACCGUCGCAAAAAAACAAUUCCGGAUCAUUUUUCCAAGUUUGUAUGUCCGCAAGUUCAAAAUUGCCAGGAGGAGCAAAAGAAAGAACGGAAAGGAGAAGCCGUUCGUUUCAAGUGCCGCAAACGAGGCGAUUUGAGACCAAUCAGUUAAAAGUGCCAAUUUUCUCUGAAAUAAUUGGCUGCACCUUCACCCAGUUUUAAGAGAUUCGAAUCAUUUUGUUCAUUUAUCCAUAAUUUUUAAGUUUUGCAUGUUUUUUCGAUUUUUUAAUUAAAAUCACUUAUGUUUGUUUUACUUUUCCUACGAAUAAAAUCAGUUAU